GCCCAAAGCAGGGGCAGGGGCCAGGCGGCAGCCACCACCGGAGUCGAGGGCAAAGCGCAGCCCCACGCGCCCCUCGGAGCCCCGCGUUGGCUCCCCCGACCCAGUAGAUGCCAGAGCUCCUGCGUGGGGAAGCGGGCUCCGCACCCCUCGGCACCCGGUGAGGGCGACGAUCAGACGGAGACCCCUGGUCCAGACCCAGAGCUGGAACUUGGUCUCACCGGGCUCCACACGCAGGGACCGCGCCUGACCCGGCUGCGCGAUGGCUGCGCCCAAGACAUGUGACCGGGACCGCGUGGCCUCCACCCUGCGCUACUGCAUGACAGUCAGCGGCACGGUGGUUCUGGUGGCCGGGACGCUCUGCUUCGCCUGGUGGAGUGAAGGAGAUGCAGCUGCUCAGCCCAGCCAGCCGGUCCCGCCCGCCAGACGCCCUGUGCCAGAGGCCCCGGGUCCCCUGCUCAGGUCGGUCAGCUUCUUCUGCUGCGGCGCUGGUGGGCUGCUGCUGCUCUUUGGCCUGCUGUGGUCCAUCAAGGCCCACACCCGGGGGCCACCUCGAUGGGACCCCUAUCACCUCUCCAGAGACCUGUACUACCUCACUGUGGAGCCUUCAGAGAAGGAGAGCAGCAGGACGGUGAGUGCUGCCAUCCCUACCUACGAGGAGGCCAUGCGCUGCCCACUGGUGGAGGGGCCCCUGACAUCACCUGCCCACACCCUGGAGGAAGACCUGGAGCUCAGUGCCUCUGGGGAUGCCCUGCUCCGGGCCCAGUCCGCCCUGCCUCCACCCAGCUACGAGAGCCUCAUCCUCGCUGCGGACAGCUCUGGAGAGACAACACCAGGGGCUGCCAGCUCCUGCCCGAGCCGGGUUCAGACUCCAGGGGAGGCAGUUAAAGGCUCCUAGCUGGUCUGGAAGCUGGAAGCAAGUGAUAGGUUUCUUCUGGAGUCUAGUAUAGUGCCUGGUACACAGCAGGCACUCCACACAUGUUUGCUGCUGAAUGCUGUCUUAUUUAUCUAUCGCUGUGCAACGAAGGCUUCAUGUAAAUCCAUUUUAUUAUCUCA
Molecule: messenger RNA, 1053 nt
Organism: Sus scrofa (pig)
Lineage: Eukaryota; Metazoa; Chordata; Mammalia; Artiodactyla; Suidae
Gene: TMEM61
Product: transmembrane protein 61
Source: RefSeq, marked validated